CCACCACCCGCUACAAUAUGGCUUCCCCCAGGGAAAGGCGAGACCUAACGUCUAAGUGUAGACUCUAAAUCCUUCCUCACAUGGAUCGUAACGCAGAGUUCAAGAGAUGGAAGGCACAGGGUCUGAGCAAAGCAGACCUCAGCCGAAAAGGCAGUGUGGAUGAGGAUGUGGUAGAACUUGUGCAGCUCCUGAAUGGGCGAGAACAGUACUUCACCACGAGUUCCUGCGCUGGGCGCAUCAUCCUCCUAGAUGGGAAUAUAAAUGGUUUUGAGGUUCAAAAGCAAAACUGUUGCUGGCUACUGGUCACACACAAACCUUGUGUAAAAGAUGAUGUGAUUGUAGCUCUGAAGAAAGCAAAUGGUGAUGCCAUUUUGAAAUUUGAACCACUUAUUCUUCAUGUGCAGUGUCGACAGUUACAGGAUGCACAGAUUCUGCAUUCAGUGGCAAUAGAUUCUGGUUUCAGGAACUCUGGCAUAACUGUGGGAAAGAGAGGAAAGACUAUGUUGGCUAUCCGGAGCACACAUGGCUUAGAAGUUCCAUUAAGCCAUAAAGGAAAACUGAUGGUGACUGAGGAAUAUAUCGACUUCCUGUUAAAGAUAGCAAAUCAAAAAAUGGAGGAAAACAAGAAGAGAAUUGAAAGCACAAAGGGCCUUUGUUCCAUUUCACCAGUUGUUUUUUGGUACCCCACGGAUGUGGCUUUGAAUUCUGAGGUUCUUUAAUGGAAGAUUAAAGUAAGGCACCUGUUCCUCUUUAAUUACUUUUUUUUUUUAUGUAAUUGCCAAGGUAUUUUACACAAGCUAUUAAUUCUCUGUGAUCAUAAAAGAGCAAUUUAAUCUUAUCUUUAAUUUUCUAGGAAUGAAGUAUAAUCCACAGAAAAAAAAAACAACACUUGGUUACCUGAGUCUACAGUUCAGAGUUGGGUGGGAAAUGGUAGAAAAUGAACUUGCACAUCAUGGAUAGCCUCUUAUGAUCAAAUAAGGGUGAUUCACACCAUUUUGUGGUAUCAAUUUUUGGAUUUAUGUUUUAUAUAAAAUGAAUCAUUCUACAGGGUCAUUUUAUUAAGCUAUUCUAAAUAGACAGUGUGGAAGAUGAGAAGAAAACAAAUCAUUGAAGUCACCCAGGAUGAUGGUAAGACCUGGAGAGAAAGAUCAUGCCAAGUAUAGAAGUUUUCAUGAAUGUAAGGGACUGAACAAAAUACCAGUAGAUUGGCGUGAGGGGCAAAUGAAGGAGUUUCGUCUGGUGAAG
Panthera uncia (snow leopard) is the source of this 1245-nucleotide messenger RNA. It is a transcript of the gene TYW3, whose product is annotated as tRNA-yW synthesizing protein 3 homolog. The record is from RefSeq and is a predicted model, not a curated record. NCBI's taxonomy places the organism in Eukaryota, Metazoa, Chordata, Mammalia, Carnivora, Felidae. The transcript has 6 exons. Gene Ontology annotation, cellular component: cytoplasm. Gene Ontology annotation, molecular function: tRNA methyltransferase activity. Gene Ontology annotation, biological process: tRNA methylation. The coding region runs from base 81 to 719 and encodes 212 amino acids.